Messenger RNA from Solanum pennellii, 360 nucleotides. RefSeq names its product non-specific lipid-transfer protein 1-like. NCBI's taxonomy places the organism in Eukaryota, Viridiplantae, Streptophyta, Magnoliopsida, Solanales, Solanaceae. Gene Ontology annotation, cellular component: membrane. The record is from RefSeq and is a predicted model, not a curated record. Gene Ontology annotation, molecular function: lipid binding. The transcript has a single exon. Gene Ontology annotation, biological process: lipid transport. Bases 1 to 360 code for a protein of 119 amino acids.
AUGGCCACUAGCCCUAGAUUAAUGCUUCUUUCAUUCAUCCUGAUCAUUUACAUGGUGGUGGCACCACCGCCGGCUAAGGCGGUGAUCACGUGUGACACCGUGUACGAUGGUGUUAAGCCAUGUCUUAACUAUGUCGUGUUUGGUGGGAUAGUCCCGACAGAUUGUUGCAAUGGACUUGAAUCUGUUAUUGCUUCUGCUAUUACUACUGCAGACCGUCAGAGCGCGUGCUCGUGUAUAAAGAGUCUUGCAUCGCAUGCCACGGACGAUGAACUUAGUCGCGCUGCUAGUAUCCCUGGACAAUGUGGAGCAACCAUUCCUUUCGAGAUUAGCCCAAAUGUUGAUUGCUCAAAGGUGAAGUGA